Molecule: messenger RNA, 1100 nt
Organism: Theobroma umbraticum
Lineage: Eukaryota; Viridiplantae; Streptophyta; Magnoliopsida; Malvales; Malvaceae
Biological process (GO): shoot system development; root development
Source: RefSeq, a predicted model, not a curated record
CAGAUCAUGUUUCAUGUUACUUAUAACUGAUAUUUAAAGAGAAUGAGAUUCCUCAUGUCUCCCCUCAACCUGUGAUAUAUAUUCAGCAGAUGGUAAGGGGUUGAGGCAGAGCAAACAGCUAGAAAGAGCUCAACAAACAAUUGCAAAGCCUUCUUUUUUUUUCUCUAAAACAAGAAAAUGGCUACCACUUCUUACCAUUCUCGCUCUAACAGCUUGCCUUCAAGGCAACACCCCAUCACUUCACAAAUUGAUGAGAAUCUGAACCGAUUGAGGGCAUCUCAAUCGGCCUCUACAUCAUCGUCAAUUGGCCAAAAUCUAAGUGGUCUUCAAGAUUUGCAUGAAUAUGUUGAUAUGUUGCUUCAACUGCCCCUCACUCAACAAGCUCUAGCCCAAGAGCAGCAGCGGAAAUGGGUUGAAGAACUUUUGGAUGGAUCACUCGUGCUCUUGGAUGUAUGCAGCACUGCCAAGGAUGCCUUGUUGCAAACCAAGGAGUGCACUCAAGAACUUCAAUCGAGUUUGCGCAGAAGACGAAGAGUUGAGGGGCUUGGGGAUGAGGUUAGGAAGUAUUUAACAUCUAGGAAGGCAGUGAAAAAGGCAAUCUGCAAGGCCUUAAAGAACUUGAAGCAUAUGGAAAAUAAACUUAGCUCCUCUACUUCCAGCAAGGAUGCUGAGAAUGGAGCUGUGAUUAGCAUUCUAAGAGAAGUACAAGCAGUUACCAUCAGCAUGCUGGAAUCCUUGCUGUCGUUUAUUUCAGGGCCAGAGGCAGGAUCAAAGUUGAGCCGCUGGUCACUAGUUUCCAAGUUAAUGCACCAGGAAAAAGUGAUGUUUGAGGAAGAACAAAAAACAAAUGAAAUUGCAAGUGCUGAAGCUGGACUGCGUUCCCUCAUCAAAUCUGAAAACAUGAAGAAUGUUGAGAAUGUACAAAAUGAGCUCCGAAACUCAGAGUUGUGCAUCCAAGAUCUUGAAGAAGGACUUGAAAGCCUCUUUAGGCGUUUGAUCAAAGCUAGAGUCACUGUUCUCAACAUCCUCAACUGUUAAAAAUCUUGGCACUGCAAUUGCACAUAACUGUAAUUUCAGAUGUAUACAAUUAUUAAUACAAA